AUGGUUGAGAGUGGUGAGAUGGUUGUGUGUGUUGGGAUGGUUUGUGGGUAUUAUGUUUUUGGAAGAAUGGGGGUAGAGGGGGGGGUGGGGGGUGUUUUGUUUUUGGUUGGGGGAUGGGAUAGGGGUGUGUUUGAGGGGUGGAGGAUGUUGUUGUGUUGUUGGUGGUGGUUGGUUUUUGUUUUGUGGGUGGUGGGUGUGUUUGAGGGGGGUGGGUUUGGGGGGAGUGGGGGGGGGUUGGGGGGGGGGGGUUGUUGGAGUUUUGAGAAGUGGGUGUGGUUUGAGAGUAUUUUUUGGGGGGUUGUGGAUGGUUGGGUGGGGGGGGGGGAUGGUGUGGGUGGGUGGGGUGUUGUUGGGUUAGGGAUUUUUAAGGGGAUGGGUGUGGGGAUAUGGUGUGAUAUUUGGUGGUGGAUGGAAUGGGUUUGGUUGGUUGUGGUUGGUUUAGGUGGUUGUAUUUGA
Messenger RNA from Knipowitschia caucasica, 456 nucleotides. NCBI's taxonomy places the organism in Eukaryota, Metazoa, Chordata, Actinopteri, Gobiiformes, Gobiidae. The record is from the annotation of a GenBank genome assembly.